GAGGCGCGCGUAGCUGAGCAGCCGACCUUGCGCGUCGCAGCUCACGCUCUGAGCGGCAGACUCCUCUGCAUGCUGGAAGCGUCCCCGGGCGACACCGCGCUGGUACUCUAUCGCAGUGCCGAGGCCGCCGCAGGUAAGCCGCUGCAGCUCUUCACCAGCACGGACGUCUAUCUGAAGGCUGCCUCCACCAUCGCGGCCGCAGGUCUACGCGACCAGGCUGUCGUGACGGCCAGAGUUGCGCUCCCGCGGCUCUUCACCACUGCCUCCGAAGAUGGCGGCGCUUUUGCCGCUCUCAAAAGCGACGGCUCUGUUCUCUGCUGGGGAGAACGCCGCGGCAGCGAGGUGCAAGAGCAGCUCGUGGACGUCGUCGACAUCUCCACCGCCACUGGUCAAUUUGGCGAGGGUGGCGGCGGCGCUUUCGCCGCUCUCAAAAGCGAUGGAUCUGUUCUCUGCUGGGGAGAUCGCAACACGGGCGGGGAUUGUAGCGCUGUGCAACAGGACCUCAAGGACGUGGUCGAGAUCUCCUCCGCCACCGUUGGCGCUCUUGCCGCCCGCACGAGGCAUGGCAGCGUGCAGCUGGUGGACGUCGAGAAGAUUUAUGCCACCACAGAUGGGUUCGCCGCGCUCAAGAAAGACGGUACCGUGGAAUGCUGGGGCGGGGAUUGGUCCGGCGGCGAUUGCAGCGAGCUGCAACAGCUCAUGGUGGAUGUCAGGACGAUCUACGCCACCGCCGGUGGUGCAUUCGCCGCAGUCAAGGAGGACCGCACCGUGGUAUGCUGGGGCAAUAAAGUGCACGGCGGGGAUUGUAGUGCGGUCCAGCAGCAGCUGGUGGAUGUCGAGACGAUCCAUGCCACAUUGGCAGCUUUUGCCGCUGUCCAAAGGUAUGGCAGCGUUAUUUGCUGGGGCCAUGCAGACUUCGGCGGCGAUUGCAGCAAGGUUCAACAGCAGCUAGAGAAGGUGGCCGUGAUUGAAGCCGCGACGACAUGUUUCUUCGCCACCAAGGCGGACGGCAGCGUGAUCCAGCCCUUCGUGAAAAACUCUUGGAACGUCGGCCGCCCGGUCAUCGCAAAACAGAUCCCUUGGUUCAGGGGCAAGGACGUUGAGCCGGAGGAUAAGACCACCUACUCUCAACUUUCCAAGGGGGUCGGGAAUACCGACGCCCUUGCGAAUCAACAGCCGCACGAAAUUUACAUCAAUGAAUCAGGGCUGUAUAGUCGCACGUGGAACUCUAAGAGGCCGGAGGCUAAAGCCUUCAGACGUUGGAUCACGAGCGAAGCUUUGCCUUCGAUCAGGGAGCAUGGAAGUUACGGUGGGCCCGCUUUGGCAAGCCUUGCAGAGCAGAUGCAGGGGUUGCAGGGUACAAUCGCAGCUCUGACUCAACGUCUCGACGCCGAGCCCCAAAGCCGAGUGCAACACCUGGUCUUGAGCGUCGCCACGCCACAAGGACCUGCAGCAGAACAGGCACUCCUUGAGUGCGGAACCGUUCUGACAAGCGAGCAGGUCGAAGACCUGAAUUCCAGUUCCGGCGUUAUCACCAUUGCGGAUUGGCCCCGCUUGCGUACGGACGCCGGCAGGAGCAGCUUCCGCAAGAUCUCAUACAUAGUCGCCGGGGAGUUGAAGAAGGCAAAAUUGGAACAAGCUGCUGCAGAAGGUUUCGAUGUGCCGCUGCAGUGGAAUCAGGGCGGCCACAGAAUUGUUUACACGACGUGCGACGAAGAUCUCAUGAAGGCCGUGUUUGACGACCUCAGUGCCAAAUUCGAAAAGAUCAUCAUCGAGCUUGACGGCGAGCUCUCUGCAAACCAUGCGUUGAAGAAAGGCGUGCGGAAGACCAUUCAAAAGGUUCGACGUCGCCGGGGCGCGUGGCAGUUCGAUGGCAUGUCUACGCAACAGGAGUUGCGCAGCUUCGGAAGCGGGGCCGACGACGUGGUCGCACAGGGCGAGCUGAGCGCCAUAGACAGAGAUGCAGGCAACAGCUCGGACAGUGACGUGAUCGUCAUGGUCGACCCUGUCAUCGCUCUACCGCGACCGACUCUUGAGCUGUACCGCCAAGACGGGCGCGAGAUCUUCCGCGGCAAACACGGAGAGUUCGCCAUGCUCCGCUCUCGCCUCGACCCGGACAACUUGGCGAUGCUGCAGCAUGCGCCAGACCUCCCGCGCACCCAAGAAGCCAUGCAGGCAAAAUACCAUUGGUGGAAGGCUAGCGAUAAAGCCAAAGAGUAUACGAACGAAGACAAGAUCCAGGUAAUGUGCCACUCUGGAACGGAACGUGAGAACUGUCAAUGCAACGGAUUGGACGCCAGCGUGCUGGCGCCGCAGGUCUCCAAGGCACAGUUCCUGGCCGUCAUGGCGCCGUUCAUGGCCGAGGACGCGCACGCCGCUGCUGCACAGGAUCUGGCGACCUUCGAGAUGCAGCAAGGGCGUUGUGUAGAGGCGCUCAAGAAGGUGAGCCCGACAGCGGAUACAUAUCCAAAGAAGCUCACGCUGCCCGAGCAGCAACGGUUGGCGCUGGCGCUGGAGGCUGCCGCGGGCAAGGUGUUCUGCGCUGCCUGCGUCGAUGAUGGUCGCAUCCUCGUGUGCUUGCGUGGCGGCCGCGUGGAGGAGCAGGCCGCCCUGAGGUCGUUGCGGAGCGGCGGUUGCAAGGGGCUGCUGAAGGACCCGGACAUCACAGCGAUGGACUUGUUAGAGGCAAGCGUCAUUGUCUUCCUCUUCCCCCACUCGCUGGAUAUGUGGCACGUGCAGGCAGGGGAGGUUCCACAGUUCAAGUACGGCUUCACGUGCGGAUUCAACUAUGAACUCAAAUACGGAUACAAGUGCACGCUCAAUUACUUAGGGGGCGAUGAACUACAGGACGACGAGACCAUCGUGCCGCAACGUUACCAGCUGAUUAUCUCGCUGGCGAAAGUGCAGGAGAAACUAGAGCGUGGAACUUGCACGGAACGCCUUGAGGCCUUGAGCGAUCUAGGCAAACUGGGAGUGAGAGGUGGUGACGCAGCUGUCACAGCAGUGAGCGGCCGCCUCGAGGAUGCAGAUUCGGUCGUCAGGCAGCAUGCGGUGGAGGCACUUUCCAAGGUUGCACAGAAAGGCGACGAGCACGCCAUCACUGCAGUGCACGGUCACAUCGAUGACGCAUCUUGGUGGGUCAGGCGAGCCGCGAUUGACGCAUUGGUGCAGCUCGUAGAGAAGGGCGAUCAGCUUGCCAGUGCUGCAGUGAGAGGCCGGCUCGAGGAUGAAGAUUCCUUCGUCAGGCAGACAGCGGUGAAGGCAUUGGCCAAGAUGGCAAAGAAGGGCGAUCAGCAUGCCAUUGUUGCAGUCUGCGGUCGUCUCGAGGAUACAGCUUUGGGCGCCAGGCGGGCUGCGGUGGAGGCAUUGGCCCAGCUUGCAGAGAAGGGCGAUCAUUACGUUAUUGCUGCAGUGAGCGGUCGCCUCGAGCAUGCAGAUUCGUGCGUCAGGCGGGCUGCGGUGGAGGCGCUGUCCAAGGUCGCAGAAAAGGGGGACAAACGCGCCAUCGCUGCAGUGAGCGGCCGCCUCGAGCAUGCAGAUCGGCGCAUCAGGCGGGCUGCGGUGGAGGCAUUGGCCAAGGUCGCUGAGAUGGGCGACGAGCACGCCGUUGUUGCAUUGAGCGGCCGCCUCGAGGACACAGAUGCGAACGUUAAGCGUGUUGCGGUGGAUGCGUUGGCCAAGGUUUUAGAAAAGGGUGACCAGCGCGCCAUUGCUGCAGUGAGCGGCUGCCUUGUGAAUGCAGAUCGGGGCAUCAGGCGGGCUGCGGUGGAGGCGCUGGCUCAGGCCGCAGAGAAGGGAGACAAGCACGUCAUCGAUGCAGUCAGCUGCCGCCUCGAGGAUGCAGUUUGGGACGUCAGGCGGGUUGCCAUCAAAGCGCUGGCCCUGGUUGCAGAGAAGGGUGAUCACUACGCUAUUGCUGCAGUGAGUGGCCGUCUCGAGCAUGCAGAUUCGCGAGUCAGGCGGGCUGCGGUGGAAGCGCUGUCCAAGGUUGCAGACAAGGGCGACGAUCAAGCCAUCACUGCAGUGAGCGGCCGCCUCAAACAUGCAGAUCGGGGCGUCAGGCUGGCUGCAGUGGAGGCAUUGGCCAAAGUUCAAUCAGCAGCGCAAAAGGUGUCCUUGUCCAUGGGCUUCCAGAGGCGCGAUAAGCAGGAAGGUUAUGCCUGCGUGGUCCGCCUGUGGUGUCGCACGGCGACGGGCGAGUCCGUCUGCGUGCUGGUGGUGGAUCCGUGGUCUACUUCAUACAGGAAGCUCAAGCCCGUGGGAGGACUCGAGAAACUGGCCAAAGCAAUGCAAGAAGAACUCGACCAGAAGGCCCAGAACGUGAGCGGUAUGGCGGACGUUUCAGUCGUUUACAAGAAGAAGACGAAUGGCUACGAGGCCGACCCUGAAACGCUCCAGCCACGCAGUGUGCAUGCCCUGGCGGACGCCGAAUCAAGAGUCGAGGUGCACGCGGAGCUGCUCCAGUCCGUCGGCUUGCGUCCAGGCGGGUGGCUCCACCUCACUUCUGCUGUAUGGGGGCGUGCAGAAGUCGGUGGCUUCAGGACACAUACAGCGUUUCAUGUGCAAGUCACGCGGGAAGAGCUGGUUCUUGCCUCUGCAUACAGAGAUCAGAAGAUCUCCGCGAUUCGCGUCCUCUCGUGGGACAUCGAGUGCUAUUCUCCUCAGCACGCGUUUCCUACGGCGACCAACGUAGACGACGUCAUUAUCGCCAUCGGCUUGUGCUCCCGCACGCUGUACGCUGACCCCCCGCAAGCCGCGCGGGAGGAACGGGUCGUACCAUCUCUCUACGACGUCGCUGUUCCACCGAACACUAACGUCACCGUGAUGAGCUUCGACACCGAGGUCGCUCUCCUCAAGGCAUUCGCUGCGUACGUCCAGCACUCCGACGCCGACGUCCUCGUCGGAUACAACACGUGCGGAUUUGACUGGAAGUACAUCAGAGACAGGUUGGCGGUGCUCGAGGAGUGGACACAGAGCCUGGACGGCUCAGAGAGCGAGGGGGCAACGCGACUUUCGCGAGUGACGCGGCGGGCCUGCGUGCUGGAGGAUCAGCAGCUCGGUUACGCGGCGAUGGGCGACAACCCCAUGUGCUUCCCUCGCACGCCCGGCAGGAUCGGCACCGAUCUGUGGUUCUACCUGAAGCGAGAGAACGCGGCCGACCUCCCUAACCUGAAGCUGGACACGGUGGCCGCCCACCACUUCGGCGAAACGCAAGUCAACCUUCCCGCCAAAGCCAUGUUCACGGAGUGCGAGCGCGGGCCGGAAGGGCGGUUUCUGGUGGCGGAGCAUUGCUGCCAGGACUGCAUGUCGGUGCUUAAUCUGCUCGAGAAACUGAAUGUCCCCCCGAAGCUUCUGGAGAUGGCGAAGGUGGCUCGCACGAUUCCGGAAGACCUUCUCCACGUGGGCCAGCAAAUCAAUGUCUACGCGCAACUCUUGGCAGCGGCCCACGAGACCGACGAUUACGUCGUCGAAGAUUCACCACAGCACGCCGGCUCAGCUAAUCUUGAUGGCGAGGAAGAGCAAGAGGACUACAAGAGCGCGCACGUGGAGGAGUCGCGACAAGGAUACUACCUCGACCCCAUCCUCACAGUUGAUGCUGCCAGCCUGCGCCCGAGACUGAUGCGCACCUACAACCUCUCGCCCGACGCUCUCCUCCCCGACGACGCAGAUCGCCGCAUCCCGCACGCUUCUCUGACGGUCUCUCCCGACCGGGAACCUCUACGUUUCGUCGCGGCGUCCCAUUGCCGUGGCCUGCUUCCGCGUAUCCUCGACGCGUUGCUCCAAGAACGAAAACGGGUCACAAAGGCGAUGGCUAAGGAAGGCAUUGUUUUCAAGCGACAGCGUCUGAGUGCAGAGCAAUUGGCGUUCAUGAUUUCCGCCAAUUUCAUCUACGGCGCGUGUGGCGCCUUGAAGGGGUCGCUUCAGUGCCGAGAUGUAGCAGCGGCGACGGCCUCCACGGGCAUAUUCCCGAGUGGGGCACAACAGGCUCUGAAGGAGAUUGCCCGAGAGGAGCGCCGUGCCGCCCGAGAGGGGCGCCGUCGCAUUCGGUCUGAGGAGGAGGUGCGGCGCAGGUUUACGCUUCACGUCAAACUGCCCGGGCAGGGCAGAGGUUUCGCGGGCAAGGGCGCCAAAGUUCUCAGAGUGGACACGACCCUCGACGCGUGCUGGGAACCAGCUGUGGAAGAGGCGUACUGGAAGAAUCAGAACAAAGAGCCAGAACGCGGAUUUCGACUCAAGAAGUACGUUAUCCAGGUGCAGCCUGCUCAGACCGAUGCAGAGCCCACCCAGAGCUGCACAAAGCAGGUGACGACGGCUGACUGCUUCUAUGUGUGGGAGUUCGUCAGAAAGUGCGGCGCACUUGAUGGCGACUCCCUGGAGCGCACUCUGCGCUGCGAUGAUCUUCCAGGGACCAGGCAAGCUAGGCGAGACAAACAGUCGAACAAAGCUCGUAAGGCGCUCCUGGAAGAAGCGAAAGUGAAGGAGCUGGCACCGCUCGAGCUUGAGGUGCAGCCGCCAUGCCCCUUGGCGGAUGCGCCCGUCACUUCGACUGGAGACGCCGACGCGAGCGAGGCUGAAUAUAUCCAGCCUUUGUUACACCCGCGCGCAGAGGAAGGCAUCGCCAACAUAAUUUCGAGGCGCACGCGCUGGACAGUGCUGCGCUUGGAGGGCGAGGGCGCAACGGCGGCCGUCUACGACAAGCUGUGGGCGGCGUUGGGCAAGCGGGGCAAGUGCUGGCUCAGCGUGGCCAAGCACAAUGGAGUGCUGCGCGCUCUUCUGUACAAAGGCGAUGAUGGCGAAGUCGAUCUCAGUGGACUGCCAAUGGUUGCGCCACAGUACGGGCCACCCCCUGAAGUGUCAGCAGGUGGGCGUGCGUCCCGUGCCGCCACGGUUAUAUUUGUGCAAGCUUGGCUCCACAAGGCCCAGGAAGCGAUGUCAAACUUUACCGUGGAGAGCGGACAGGAGCUGCAAGCCACAGCCCUCGAGACCUUCGAAGAUUGCCAAGGCCUCUCGGACAAGGACUUCUUGCUGAACCUUGCAGCGGCCAAGAUCCCGGGCGCACCCCCACGUGCGCAGCUCAUGAAGUGCGUCAGCCCGGAGCUCAAGGCGCUCAGGUCCGCAGAUAAGAAAGAGCGAAAGGCGAGAGCUGACAUUCUGCAGGACGCUUGCUACAGGCCCGUUACGUCAGAGGGCCUCCACAUGCCCGCAGACUUUGUCGACGUGGAGGCGUGGUCCGGCAAUGCUUGGUCCGCGGAAGGCGGCGCCCAGGACAUGGCGUUUCUACGCUGGCUGAAUUCCUCGGAGCAUCUCGAGAGGACGGCUGUGGUGUAUGGCGAUUCCAAUUCAGGCAAGACCGCGGGUCUAAACGGCACCGCGCGCACGUUAUCCAUGCGCUACCAGGAGGGAGAGCCAUAUUACCUCUGCGCGGGAACGGUGAAUGGAAUGCGCUCGGCUCACAGCAAGGGGUUGCUGGAGAAAGAUAUGCCGGGCGGCAGCCAGAUGAACUUGCCCGCGGCCGCGCCGCAACUCAUCUCCACCAACCGGCCCUUCGACAUCUGGAUCAGAAAGUUCCGGAAAUUCCCAGCGGAGUUGCAGCGUCUCAUCUCUAAGCGCAUCGUGUUCUUUCGGCUGCCCGACGCGCCGCUGGUCAAGGCCGAGCUGCGCAAGCGCCGCCAAGAGGACACGACUGCAAUGGUGGUGGAAGGCCUCGAGCGCGAGAAGAAGUUCCUCCGACAAUGCGGCCGGGAGGAUUCGUCCACUGCCUCCGCGCCGAGCGAAGCGGGUGGCAGCGACCUGUUGUCCAACAGCGAUCUCAAGGUGUGCGGACGGUUAGACACCGCCAUUGUUGAGCGCCUGAGCGAAGCAGGCAGCCUCGAGUCGACGCAGGUCAGCGCCGGCUGCUGUGGAAGAAAUACCAGUAGCAGCCCUGCUAUGUCCUCAGAUGGUGAGCUCUCUUCCGAGCGUGGGCCGAUUGAGGCACCCGCAGACGCGAGCGCAAGCGGGCUCCCGCCCGAGCUACCGCUGCUCGACAGGUAUGUGCUUGCGACGCUCGUCUUCGGGGCGUACUUCCUUAUGCGCAUUGGCCACCUGGCCAGCUCAGUUUUCGACGAGCUCCUCCAGGAGCUAAGGGCACUGAGCCCAGGAAUGGCAGACGCCUUCGACCACACCAGCCAUUGCACAAUCAGUUGCCUCACGGACACCACGUCCAUGAAGCUAAUCCGGCAGUUCCUCGCCCACGACAAGCUCUCGCCCGAUGCGCUCUACAAUGUCGUGCUCGGCCAAACAGUACUGCCCAGCUGGCGCAAGCGCGAAGUGCUCGGCCCUUUCAGUGCAGAGACGCCACCGACGCCAGAGGACUUCCGCGCGCGCCAUGAGCAGCAGUAUCCACGCGUGAAGGCGCUGGCAGAGAAGAUCCCAGGCGUGCUCGAUGGCCUUCGCUGGGGCGAUGCCGGGAGCAUCCGCGCCCUGGGUCUACCAGAUUUUCGUGAGCUCAUGGUGCUUCGCUUCCUGGCCGUCAAUGAUCCGCGCCUCUGCGCUUGGGAUCCGCCUCUGCGCUUGAUGGGCCUGUGGCUCCUCGAUGGCAUGGAUGAGGGUGCAGCGCGCGCAGCCGUGAAGGCGGACUGGGGUCCAGCAGCGGCGGUCGUCUUUGACGGGCUACUGCGCGCGCUCCCGGCUGCCCUGCAGGCGCGGGACAGGAACGGCGUCAUCGCGCAGCUGGAGCAGCUCGGCCUGCGCCCCUUGGCUGCUCAGAAUGUCGAGCAUAUGCUCUGCGAGUUCCGAAAACUAAUGCUCCCAGGGAAGCGGCCGCCCCGUGGAGAGGCAUUCGAAGGCUACCGCGAGCUCUGGGAAGCCGUCGCGUUUUUCAGCGCGUUGCGUGCCUGCGUGCUUGAGAAGUGCGGCAACGCUGACCUCGUCAAUCAGUGCAAGUCGUUCGCCAAGCACAUAAAGCGCGAGCGUAACGACCGAGCGGAAGGCAAGAUCGACGAGAAGCGGUUGCAGGAUAAGCUCCACCAGCUCCGGGCUGAGAAGGACGAGUGCACGCGCAAGAUCGAAGAGGUUGUCCGCCAGAACACAGCCAAGGGCCCGGCACGCGUCAAGCGGUCCAGCGCGAAGCGUGCGCGCGACACGCCCUCAGGGCGGGAUAGCCUGGAGCAGGCGGCCAAGUGCCCGCGACGGACCUUGCACGCUGGUGGUUGCGACGAGACGCCGCCGUCGGACGGGGGCGCGCCGCUGCCCGCCGCGGAUGGCGCCGACGAGCCCAGGCAUGCUGCACUGCGCCGACUGAGGGUCGGCACGGAUUGUUCCGGUCUGGAAGCGCCAAUCCAGGCCGUGGAAAACCUCGGAGUUCCUUUCGAGCAUGUCUUCUCGAGCGACAUCGACAAGCACGUGCAAGCAACCAUCCGGGCAAAUUUUGCACCUGCUGGUUCGGCACACAUGCUCUACGAGGACAUGAUGAAGCGCGACAACGCCAAGGCGCCCGGGUGCGAUCUCUACAUUGUCGGUUGGCCUUGCCAAGGAAGCAGCAAAGCAGGGAAGCGCAAGGGCUUCAAGGACAAGCGCAGCCAGGUGUUCUACGCCGUCGCGCAAUACAUCCGGCAUCGCAAGCCCUGCGUGGUGUUGCUGGAGAAUGUCCCAGAACUGAAGUCGGCGAACGGGGGCAGGAAUUUCCGGGAAGUCUUGGCGGAACUCGAGAAAGCUGGCUCCUACAAUAUCCACUGGAAGGUUCUGAACACAAGCGACCACGGCGUGCCGCAGAGCCGGCCGCGACUCUACAUCGUGUGCAUCCGCGAAGAUGUUGACCAGGGCACUUUCGAAUGGCCCGAGACGAUCGCGCGGCGCAGCCUGACGAAACCGAUGCCUUUGCUCCGAAAGGGCGAGCGGUUCUCGGCGGCAAUGCAUGAUAGGUGCCCCUGCCUCCUGCGCAAUGCCUCGAUCUGGAUAUCGCACCACGGCCGAUCGCUCAACCUGUCAGAGAAGUGCAGGCUCCAAGGCAUGAGUCCUCGCAGGCUCCAGCUCGCAGUGUCCGAGAACCAGUUCCAAAAGCAGCUCGGCAACGCUAUGUCUGUCAACGUGCUCGAGCGCUUGCUCAUCUCAGUCCUCCCCGCUGCGGGCUUGACGCGCGCCCUCCCCGACCGCUGGGCCGCUGGCAUAGCAUUGGCAGAACUCGAGGCGACGCGCGGCCACACGCUGACCCAGUCAGAAUGUGGUACCGCCAGAGGAAGGAAGGCGUCUUUGCCAUGCCCGCGGCCGUUGCAGCUGGUCGGCAAGCCUAUGGCGAAGCAGGGCAACGUCGGGUCGAAGCGGCUCGGGCGAUGCAACAUCACGCUGGGCACAACCCGCCAAGCCCCAGGCGCCAAGAACUUCGACGCCCAUGGGAUCAACGAGACCAUCGUUCCCAAAUGUCUCCCGCCGGAUGAGCAAGUGUGCUGCCAAGAGCUGUGGGUUCUGCUUCAGGGCGAGGCGAAGGCGCUCGGUUAUGAGUUCACCAGCGCGCGGAUCAAUAAGAACUUCUCGGCUCAGGUCCGCCACAACCACCGGGGCAAAGACACUUCGUGCCAGUGGUGCGUCUCGCUCGGCGACUUCGACGGUGGCGAGUUCUGCUGGGAGGAGCGGGGUGCCUGCUUCAGCGUCAGCACGAAGGACAUGUGGCAGCGGGUGGGCGGCAGGCGCGACCACUGGGUGCUCCCGUACAAGGUAGCCGAGGGCUCGGCGAGCCUGAUCUGUUGCGCAGCCGCGGCGAUUGACUCAGCGAUAUCUGCCGCCAUGCCACCGAAGGCAUCGAUCACCAUCACACUGCAGGAAGAUAUGCUUGUGGCCACGACGCUUGCCGGCAACGUGGUGCUGCGGAGCAGUGAGGUGGACAUGCCAGGGCACCAGCUCAAGAACGCGGUCACGCAGGAGCUGGGCCGCGCGAGCUUCCUCAUGGUAACCCCAGAGGCGGGGAAACGCGUGGCCGGCGCCAAAGGACUGGCGCCGAUGAGCCGAGAUAUGCAAAGCGAGUACGCCAAAUCGAGCAGCGUGUGGAUGGGAGAGUUGCGUGCCUGCGUGCUUGAGAAGUGCAGCAACGCUGACCUCGUGAAUCAGUACAAGUCGUUCGCCAAGCACAUAAAGCGCGAGCGUAACGCCCGUGCGGAGGGCAGCCCAAGAGCACUGAUGGCCCUGUGCGCGCUUAGCGAACUGGAGCAGUAUCGCGUCUUGCCCGGCCUGGACAUCUGGGUCGUCCCCGACUUCGCGCGGCAUGUCUUGGGAUGUGACGCAGCCCUGUUACAGACAGAGCUAGAGCGGGCCUAUGGGAUCGUUGGGAAGGGAGAUGCAAUCACACCCGCAGCAGCUCAAUGGGUCGACGGAGCCCACAAGGCGCUGACCUACCGCGGCAACGAACUCAAACGUUCGAAAAUGUGGUUCCAAAAGGGUGAUCCGCGCGAGUGCGGCUACGUGGAAUAUUAUCACGCUGGCUGGACGCGCGGAAUUGUGUCGGCCACCUCCGAUGUGGCUGCCUGCCCACUGCUCGCCCCGGUAGCCGCCCGCUACGAUACCUGGGCGGUCGACAUCGGAUACCCUGCUGCAAAUCAUUACAUGGUGACGAAGUACGUUGGCUCGCUCAUUACUGUGGUGAAAACUGGCGCACACGGCCGCCCAUUCCAGCUACGACACCGCCUCAAGCUGGAACGACUUGCCGACGAGGACGCCAAGGCAUUCAAGAAGCGGAUGGAUGCCGCGCAGGCCCGCGAGCAACCCUUCUUCGACCAGGAGGCGGCGCGACAGCUCGACUGCCUCAAGGGCUCAACAAGUCACUGGAGCCAGACAGAUGCCCGCUUCACGCCGCAGGUCGACGGCGUCGCCGCGCUGCAGGCGCGAGACCGAAUCCGUGCCAAGCUGCGAGCAGCUGUCGCGCAGGGCAAAGCCAGCUGCCGAAGCAAGCACCAGAAGGCACUGAGCGAUGCGGCAGAACUUGCAGAUGCACACGAGAAGUCCGUGGAAGCAUCGAAGCGCAAAAACGAGCGCGUUCUCCGCGCAGUCGCCAGACUCCUCGAGGAGAAGGACAUCAUCGCGAGUAGCGCCGUGGUUGCCCAGCACGACAAUCUCCAGCUUGCCAAGCAGAUGCACGCAGCCGAAGCGGACAGGAUACUCGAGAAAGCAGUCAGCAUAGUCGAGCAGAAGGCGUGGAUGUGCGCUGCGAAGGUUGCCGCGGGUCGCUGCGGACAGAACACGAAUGGGGCUGCCUUGAAGACUCUGCUCCGCUGCUUGUGCAAGCAUUCAGAGCAGUUCCUUACGCAGCGUCCAGUGCUUGAGCUUAGCGAUGAAGGUGGCAAGUACACGUCGUUCUUCGCUGACGUUUUCGCCCCACGUCCCCCGUUCGAUGAGAUAGUGGGCUUCACGGAUGCUGCAGCUAGCUUGGCGAAGAAUAUGGCGAAGCUGCUUAGUCGCAAAGCAAGCCCGAUCUCAAGCGCUUCGCUGGUCAUCGAUGGUAUUGGAGCUUGCUUGCUGGUGUCCACCUCGAAGCGUAUGCAGGUUCAGAACGCACGCAGUGCCAUAGACACGGUCAUUGCUGCAUUGCCCGCGGCGCAUUGGCUCAGUGUUGAGAAAAGCAUCCGGCCGCUAGAUGAGCUGGACAAGCGCCGUAUUGACGAUUGGUUCUUGGCGUCACCGCUGAAGCAGUACAGGGAUGACGCGCCAGCAGCGAUGCUCACCGACGCCGCGCCAGCCGCGCCAUUGAUGCUCACCGACGCCGCUACAGAUGGCGUCGUGGCUAUCGCCGGCCACCCCGCGGCGUGCGCCGAAGUCUGGAAAGACGGAUUGAAAUCCAUGGCGGUCGUUGUCGCGUGCAGCGUUGGCUCUCUCGACGAGCUGACGUUCGUGAGGUGCCACACCGAAGAGCGCCCCAUCGCGCUGCUGCUGCGGAGCUUGUCUGGGCAGCAAAACUUAGUUUGCGUCGUGCGUGUGGCGCUGAGUCUCUCUCGCGACGGGUCGCUUCCGCCAUUCGAUGCUGCCCGCAACAGGAAGGCAGAGUUUCUGAAGCGCUGUGUGGAGGCGCUCACGAAGCACGACCCGUCAGCCAUCCGAGAGCCAAAGAAGUUGGAUGACCGACAGCAGCGUUUGCUGGCAUUGGCUCUGGACAAGCGUCUCUGCGUGGCGUGCUCCAAAAGGCCAGGUAUUUGCACCGGCGAUGACCUGUUGCUCGGUUGGGUAUGCACCGCGCUCAUCGACGUUCCUGAAGUCGUUGGAACAGAGAAGUUUCAGGGCCAGCUCACGCACGCGAGCGUCCAGUUGGCUGUGCGCUCGGGCGUGUUGACGGAGGCGGAGGCAGCACGAUGUUGGCAGACCCGGCGGAAGUUCCGCACUUUGUCCGAUUCAAAUAGUGGCACGACCAUCGAAAAGCGCAAGCAGGAAUUCGAGGAGGCUAAAGCAAAGGAGGCUGAGGCAAGGGUGCUCGAAUGUAUGAAUACCAGUGCGAGCACCCUUCUGGAGCGGGAACGCGGUGAGAAGCGCAAGUUGGAAGAAGAGGUCCGCAGGCUGAAAGAGCGACUCGCAGGCGCCUGCCUACACCCCGCCAGCUUACGCGGCAUCCACGCGGCCUACGGGCAGAUCGGGAACACGGUCCCGUGCAAUUUUGCGUAUGCGGUGGCUCAGGUUGUCGCCAAGGCGUCCGCGGAGCCGGAGUCCGAGGCAGUCGCAGGUGCCAGCAAGCAGUGGCGCGUGAGCGGGCAAGCCAUGUAUGUAGGUACCAAGGGUUGGGAACGCAGGAGCAAGGGUCACAAGGUCACAAGGACUAGCGUCACAAGAGUUGAGGUCGCCAAGGUUGAGGGUCACAAGAGCGAGGGUCACAGGAAGGUCACAAGGUCACAAGAGCUAGGAGAAUUCACAUGGGGCAUUGCAGGCCAUGCCAGGGACAACAGCGCCGUGAUCACUUGGGGCGGCGAAGAUGAUGGUGGCUACGGCAGCGCUGUGCGGGAGCAGCUCGCCGACGGCGUCACUCAGAUCGAAACCACCAAUGUUGCCAUGGCCGCGAUCAAGGAGAACGGUGCCGUGGUCACCUGGGGCAUCAACUGGGUUGAUGGUGAAGGCAGCGACAGCAGCCCCGUGCGGGAGCAGUUCACCCAAGGCGUCACUCAGAUCUAUACCAACGGCUGGGCCAUGGCUGCGAUCCAGGAGAACGGCGCCGUGGUCACCUGGGGCCACGAAGGUCGUGGCGGCGACAGCAGUGCCGUGCGGGAGCAUCUCGCCCAAGGCGUCACCCACGUCGUCACCAACGAUUGGGCCAUGGCCGCGAUGAAGGAGGAUGGCGCCGUGGUCACCUGGCGCGACAAAGAUCGUGGCCGCGACAGCAGCGCCGUGCGGGAGCAGCUCACCGGGGAUGUUGUGAAUGUCACCUCCUCGGCAUCAGGCUUCAUAGCUUGCAGUGCGGACGGCAGUGUAGUCUGCUGCGGGGGUGCUCCCAGCCCCGCCCAGGAAAUCCGGCAGGCGCUGCAGAGCGGCAUCUCCUGGAGGUCCGCAAGCUACAGCGACUCGCAGACGCUGGUCAGUCGCGUGCCGGAGAGCAGCCUGGCGAGCAAUGCAGCUGACGGCGGUGCCGCUUUUUUUUCAGGGGCUGGUGGCAUGGACGUCGGCUUCACGAGGGCGGGCUUCAAGGUGCUGUGGGCGGCGGAUGCAAACGAAGCCGCCUGCGACACCUACAAUCACAACGCGGAUGUGGGGGUAUCCAGGCGAUUGGAUCUACGGACGGUCGACUUCGACGAGCUGCGCCGAGAGCUGCCAGGGCCUGUAGAUUGCCUUUUCAGCGGCCCGCCCUGCCAAGGCUUGUCUCGCAAGGGGGAGAUGCGGCAGGGCCACAGUAGGAACGAGCUGGUUAAUGUCUUCAUGAAUGCGGUCGACAAGCUGCGGCCGUGCAGCUUCCUCAUGGAGAACGGGAAGAACUUGGGCAGCAAGGUUCUCUUCAAGCCCAUUCUGGACGAACUAAUUGAACGCGCGAAUGGCCUGGGGUAUGCCUACCAGUACAGGGUACUUGACACCCGCAAUUUCGACGUCUCCCAGUCGAGAGACCAGUUGAUUUUUGUAGGGUUUCUCGACGCCGCGACGCCCGUACAGUAUCUACACGAGCUGUUUGCAUUCAGCCGCCGAGGGCAGACGUGCGGAGAGGCCCUCCAGGACAUUGGCAGGGCAGGCUCGCCGUCCAACCCAGCGACGUGCAGUGCGAAGACCGAGGCUUGCAAAAGCUUUGUACUCCAGAAGAGCGCGCACUCUGGCAUGCUCUUCAAUGGGAGCGGCCGCGCCCUGGCUCCCACCAGGCUUUCCCCGGCGCUAAUGGCGUCCAUGGUGCGGAACGCGACGCCAAUCAUUGAUGAGGAGCAGUUUUUCGGCGCGGGGGGGAGCUGGGUCGAGAGCUUGCUUGCAUGCGGCGCCCGGGCGUCGGCAGCCUCGGAGGCGGUAGCUUGUGUCGCGCCAGAGUCAGUAAGGAGGUUGACAGUCAAAAAGCCUGCUCGCCUGCAGUCAUUUCCCCACGACUAUGAUAUCCAUGGCGGCAUCCACGCGGCCUACAUGCAGAUCGGGAACGGCGCGCCGUGCAAUUUUGCGUAUGCGCUGGCCCGGGCCGUCGCCAAGAUGCUGAGGGCGGUCGCAGGUGCCAGCCAGCAGUGGCGCGUGAGCGGGCAAGAUGCAGAUGCGCCCAGGAGUCAACGAGGCCUGGCCGCCGCAAAAAUGCUCAAGAGGAAGGCGGCGGAGCACACGGGUAGAGAUGCGGUGAAGCGGCUUCCUGUGAAGCGCGCCAGGCGAGAAUUCGCGGCGAAGCCACCGCUGCCUCCAGCAGAGAAGGAGCGCCGACAUGCGGCGGCAGAGGACAUGAACCGCUUCGCAGAAUCAGGUCUGGUGGCCGCGGCUGGCAUUGAGUGCGCGGACCCCUUCAUGCAAAUUCACUUCGUCUGCUCGCCGAAGCGCGACGGAGAUGCCGCGACGCGCGCCGUCAGAGAAGUGCAGGCAGGAGCAGACGCCGACGCACUGUGGCUAAACGCAGUCGCUCGCGUCGCUUUUGGCGCAGAACGCGUUGUCCGAGGCGCGUGGCUACUCCGCCCCACAACGUUUGAGGAGUAUGUCGACGCCUGCGUGGGCGCGGCAGUGGCGGUGCACAGCGAAGGCUUCCACGCAUGCACCGACGCCUACACCGCGGGCCGCCUCGGCUGGAACGACGAGCGCACCGCCUGGCGGAUGGAGGGCGGCGCAGAAUACCUCCGGGUGGCCGUCCGCGGCGGCCUCUUCAUGGGGCUGCAGCGAGCCUGGGAUAUUGUCGGCUCGCCUCUGCUGCCCGAGGAUUGUGUCAAAGGCCUGGGCGACUAUUGCCCGCUGGGGAAUGGGGCCAUCCAAGGUCUGAAGCGCUUGUGCAUUGAAUUUGCAGAGGAGGCGGCGAAGGUGCCCGCAGCACAGGUCCAAGAGAUGGCUCAGCCCUGCUUGCGCCGCUGCCGGGGCGAAAUCACGGCUGCGCUCUCGACGGAGCACGUGCGCGUCAAGAAGGAGCUGGGCUGCUGGGCGUUAAAAGACGCCGAGCACUGCCUAUGCGAGUGCAACUAA
Molecule: messenger RNA, 16557 nt
Organism: Prorocentrum cordatum
Lineage: Eukaryota; Dinophyceae; Prorocentrales; Prorocentraceae
Source: the annotation of a GenBank genome assembly